Messenger RNA from Girardinichthys multiradiatus, 1203 nucleotides. It is a transcript of the gene znf511, whose product is annotated as zinc finger protein 511. The transcript is spliced from 6 exons. The record is from RefSeq and is a predicted model, not a curated record. The coding region runs from base 102 to 1010 and encodes 302 amino acids. Lineage: Eukaryota; Metazoa; Chordata; Actinopteri; Cyprinodontiformes; Goodeidae.
UCAUCACGCCGCGCCAAAUUCUAACCAAAACAAACGCGAAGAACCUUAACGGAUAGCCAGACUCGUACAGUUUAGCGAAGAAGUUAUGAAACGGUGUCUACAUGAUGCUGCAGCCAGACUUGGUCCAGUUUAUGGCGGUGGGAGGUGGUCAAGCUCAUAAUAGCAACAAAGAAGAGGAGUUUAGUGAAGCGACGGAGCAGCAGGAGGAGAUGAGGAGAAGGCAAACUGAGGAGGGAAACCCGUUCAUUUUCAGUCCGCAGCUCCUCCGUUUGCACAGAGACCAUGAGCUGUUUGAGGAUGGAGAUAUUCUCAGACACAUGUAUCUGCAGGACCUGUUCAUCUCAGAGGCAGAGGAGCAGCCAACAACCAGCGUGUCUGAGUUUGCCUGUCACAUCUCCGGCUGUAGAGUCGUCUUCAGCACACUGGAUGAGUAUGAGCACCACUACAACUCCCUGCACAGACACGUGUGCUGCUCCUGCCGCCGCUCCCUGCCGAGCGCACAUCUCCUGGACAUUCACCUUCAGGAGUGGCACGACUCGCUUUUCAUCAUCCUUGCCCAAAAACAGGACAUGUAUCUGUGUCUUGUGGAGGGCUGUGGUCAGAAGUUUAGAACAAGUCAGGAAAGGAAGGACCACCUGAUAAGAGUUCACAAGUAUCCGCCGGACUUCAGAUUCGACAAAAACAGAAAGGAAAAAGGAACCAGAGACACGAGGAGAGAGCAGAGGACAGACACGGCCAUGGAGGCAGCAGACGAUGUUUCUAGGUCGGAGGGUGUGUGUGAGGUUAUGUGCAGCGUUCAGUCCAACCAGCACGAGCAGGAGGAGUCCAUGGAGGCGCAUGCAAGCAGUGAGGAAGCUGCUCGGAUCGAGGACAAUUCUGCUUCAGCUCAGACCUUAGAAACAAGCACAGAAGCACUGAAACUAAAAUACUCCUACAGGGUACCUAAAACUGUGUGCUUCGGUCAGGGCUCGGUCCGAGGCUUCAGAGGACAGAGAGGCAGAAGGAAAUGAAGCACAACAUCUAAGCUCUCUGUUUUCUGUCUUUCAGGGUUCAAAUAUGUUGCAUUUUCAUACAUUAUGUGUUUGCUGUCAGUAAGUUAGUUCAAAGAAAAGUUUUUUGUUUGCACUUUCAAAAAAGAAGAUAAACUCUGGCACACUUGAUACUGUUGGAAAAUUUGAUAAAAGAUGCAGUGAUGCUCAACAA